AUGGCUGAUCUCCUGCUGCUAGUCGUUCUCAUGUAUUCUUUUCAUGAAAUUAAAGCACAAGCCAGUCUUCCGCCUGAACUAAUGGUGAAUCCACCUGCAAUCACAGAGACAGACUCAGUCACACUGAGCUGUCAGACUCCAUCAUCUGUUUCUGUGCCUCAGUGUGAUUUCUACAUUGCAAGCCAGAAACUGUCCAAAGGUUCCUCCUGUGUGCAGACACUGACAGGGACUGAGCUCUUGAAGACUGCACAUAAGAGUUUACCAGCUGCGGUUGAAGUGAGAUGUUCUUACACUGUACAAAUUGAUACUUUUAAACAUACAUCUCCUGACAGCGAGCCAUCCACCAUCAACAUAAACAAUCUUCGUCCACCUAAACUGACAGUAAACCCACAGAAGAUCACAGAGACAGACUCAGUCACAGUGAACUGUCAGACUCCAUCAUCUGUUCCUGUGUCUCAGUGUUAUUUCAUCAUUUCAGGAGAUAAAACUGCCAGAACAGCUCCUUGUCUGCGGACUCUCACAGGGUCUGAAUUUCUGUCAUGGACACGUCAACGUUCACCUGUUACACUUGAAAUGACCUGUUAUUACACUUAUAUAUAUAAAUCUCCAGUGAGUAACAUGUCACCAAUCACAAUACAAACCCCCCGUCCCAAACUUAGAGUGAAUCCACGGAUGGUCACAGAAACAGACUCAGUCACAGUGAACUGUCAGACUCCAUCUUCUGUUAAUGUGUCGGAGUGUUUUUUGUACUUCAUGAGAAGAAGAAAAUCUACGUCCAUCUCCUGUCAGCAGACACUUACAGGAACUGAGCUCCUCUCUAUGGCACAGCAGAGUUCACCUGCUGAGUUUGAAGUGACAUGUCUUUACAUGUCUCAGCAUAUAGGAGGACAAUACCAGUCUCCUCACAGCAACAAAUAUUCCAUCAGCAUACAAAGUAAGUGA
Molecule: messenger RNA, 942 nt
Organism: Neolamprologus brichardi
Lineage: Eukaryota; Metazoa; Chordata; Actinopteri; Cichliformes; Cichlidae
Source: RefSeq, a predicted model, not a curated record